Molecule: messenger RNA, 2465 nt
Organism: Lepisosteus oculatus (spotted gar)
Lineage: Eukaryota; Metazoa; Chordata; Actinopteri; Semionotiformes; Lepisosteidae
Gene: zrsr2
Product: zinc finger (CCCH type), RNA-binding motif and serine/arginine rich 2
Biological process (GO): mRNA splicing, via spliceosome
Cellular component (GO): U2AF complex; spliceosomal complex
Molecular function (GO): metal ion binding; pre-mRNA 3'-splice site binding
Source: RefSeq, a predicted model, not a curated record
CUCGUCUAUGACAUUAGGAAAUCGGUUCACUUAUGAUCCGGACGUGACGUCAGAAAAACAAAGAUGGCAGCGCCCGUGGUAGCGUUGACGAAUUCAGGACUGAGCCAUAAACAGCGUAGAGCCGCACUAAAGAAAGAGAGACGGAAAAAAAAGCGCCAAGCCUUGGCGAAACUGAGGGAUUCAGAAGAAAAAAUUGCAACUCCUUUUGCAUUUUUAGAAGUAGGAGAAGAAGAGGAAGCAGAGAAUGAGACUUUACCAGAUCAGGAUGACGAAGAGGAGGAAAAGAGGGCUGAAGAAGAAAGGCAACGUCUGCACUUGGAGUGGUUGGAGAGAGAGAGGAUUGCUCAGGAGGAGUUCAGGCUGAAUGAGGAGAGGGAGGAAGCAAUAAGAAGGAAAAAGGAGGAAGAGGAGAGAAGAAUAAAGGAGGAAUGGGAGGAGCAGCAGAGGAAAGAGCAGGAAGAGAGAGAGCAGAAGCAGCAGGAGAAGAGAGAAAGAGAGGAGGCUGUGCAGAAAAUGCUGGAUGAAGCAGAAAGUCAGCUAGGGAAUGGUGGUACAUGGGUGAACCCUGAAGCCCCAGAGGACUAUGGGACAGAGAAAGACAGGGAAAACUGCCCUUUCUUUCUCAAGACAGGAGCCUGCCGGUUUGGAGACAGGUGUUCUCGUAAGCACACGCACCUGACCUCCAGCACCACUAUGAUGAUCCGGGGAAUGUUCCUGACCUUCGGAAUGGAACAGAGCCGCCGUGACGACUACGAUACUGAUGCCAGCCUGGAGUACAGUGAAGAGGAGAUCUUCCAGCAGUUCCUGGAGUUCUAUGAAGAUGUGCUCCCUGAGUUCAAAACUGUGGGAAAGGUGGUGCAGUUCAAGGUAAGCUGCAAUUUUGAGCCACACCUGAGAGGAAAUGUGUAUGUCCAAUAUGAAAAGGAGGAGGAGUGCAAUGAGGCCUUCAAGCUGUUUAAUGGCCGCUGGUAUGCAGGAAAACAGCUGCAGUGCGAGUUCUCCCCAGUGACCCGGUGGAAGACGGCACUGUGUGGGCUUUUCAAUAAGCACAAGUGCCCCAGGGGCAAGCACUGCAACUUCCUUCAUGUGUACAAGAAUCCCAACAGCGAGUUCUGGGAGGCAGACCGAGAUUUCAACGUGUCCCCCGACAGGGGUGGCCAGUUCAGCUGGCGGCUGUCGGAGCACAGGGAUUGGAGCAGACGCCAGCGCAGCUACAGCCCCGAGAGCACGCACAGGCGCAACGGGGAAUCGGACAGGCACUGGAGCAGUUACAGAAGCAGGAGCAGGGAGAGGAGGAGACGGCAGCGGUCCAGGAGCCCGGCUGGGGCGAGGAGGUCCAGAAGCAGGAAGCGACGCUCGUCUCGCAGCAGGGAGAGGCACAGGUCAAAGGGCAGGAGCGCGUCCAGGUCCCGGAGUCGAGGCAGAGAGAGGAGGAGGGGGAGGGGGCCUUCCCCGAGGUCCUCGGGGAGAAGGCCGAGGUCCAGGAGUCGCAGCGGGGAGAGGAGGGCAAAGAAGAGCCGGAGCGGCAGCCCCGGACGGCCAGGCGGCGGGAGCACCAGGUGCUCGAGGAGCAAGAGCCCCCGCCACAAACGCACCAAGAAGAGUAAGAAAAAGAAAAGCAAAAAGAAGAAGAGUAAGAGGAGAAGCAGUUCCCCAAGUGCGAGUCCAUCACCAGGUUCAAAGAAAUCCUCAGAAGAUGAGGGGGGUACAAACCUGGCCCUCACUCCUCAGCACAUACACCGCGAUAGGGCCACCACCCCCGUCUCCACAGACAACGCCUCCGCUGCCCAGAGUCCACAGGCGGGCCAGUGUGCAGGCUCAGACCUCGGCGUGCCAGAGAGGGACAGAGGGGAAGGGGCAGAGAUUUCCGAAAAGCUAAAAAUGAAGAAUCUGUAGUACAAAGUUACCAGUCUGCAGUUGGUUAUUUAGUUCACACGGUAUACACAGCAGAAAGUUUACUGCCUGGAACAGGUACGGGCAGGUGUUUGCACCCAGCAGGAGGUCCUAGAAGCAAACAUUCUGCAAGCACAUUCCCAGAUCUUGUGGUUUAAUAAGCUACUGCAUUUGGUAGCAGAAAAAUAUUUUAUGUCUAGAAUUAAAAGAACAAAAAAAUGCAAUUGACUAAAUUAAUUGGAACAUAAAGGUUACCAACUAUUUGAACAAUCUGGUUUGGUUAAAUACAUUAUGGCCCUUUCACCUUUCUCUGUAGGCCGCCUGUUAAUGUGGUGUCUCUUGCUGAUGAGUUAACUGUACAGAAGACAAAGUGGGAGUGUGGUCUGUACGUUUCAGUCACUACCCAGCUCUACAAAUAAGGACUUCCUAAGCAAUCUCAAAAGUCAGUAUUGCUCUGAUGUUUAGUUGACGCCCAAACUCCGUCAUCUGUAUAGAGGAAGUGUUUUCUUUCAUAAAACACAUUUCUGUAUAAACAAAAUUGUGUGAUAUGUAAAUAAAUGUUACUUUUUUUA